Messenger RNA from Syngnathus typhle (broad-nosed pipefish), 1524 nucleotides. RefSeq names its product galactose-specific lectin nattectin-like. Gene Ontology annotation, molecular function: signaling receptor activity. The record is from RefSeq and is a predicted model, not a curated record. The coding region runs from base 866 to 1402 and encodes 178 amino acids. Lineage: Eukaryota; Metazoa; Chordata; Actinopteri; Syngnathiformes; Syngnathidae. The transcript is spliced from 7 exons.
UAUUGCAACAUACUCAAAUCUGUGACACCAUUUGUAGAUUAUAUUCACGAUUGAUGAUGAAAACCAGCUCCACAAGGUCAGAAACAGAAUUUGUAAUGUACAGCUAGUUCAGAUCAGUUAUUUUAGCUUGAAUAACAAAGAAACAAAGGAAAAAGCUCCUAGGAUUAGCUUUUUUUGUUUGUUAGCGGAAUUCUCAACAACAGAACAAAAAACGGUACAGUUAUAAGAAAACGCUCAAGGACUUUUAAAUUUUAGCCAAUGUCAAACCACUCAUCUUAAAACGUCCACAGUGUCAUGAUUGGUUGGAAUGUUAUAGGUCAGAGUGAAGACAAUUCUACUUGUGUGCGUGGUAUGUAACUGAUCCGGUUCAAUUGCCUUUUGGAUAAUUUGCGUGCUUGAGUUUGUCAGACAUGCCCUGUUCAGCGAUAUUUUUGACAGCAAUGCAAAACAUAUGGAAAAUGUCGUCGACUAAAAUCUCAAGUCUUGUUACAGCUCCAUUAGCAGGCAGGCAAACACACAAAACACUCGCUCCUCUGGCUUAUGAAUUAAUUUUGGAUGAAAAAACAAACAAGACUUGUACAUUUUCAACUUCUUACCAGCCAGACAUGGUCGUUAAUGUAUAUUCCAACUUAACUUGAAAUAAAAAAACAUCUUUCUCUCAUGUUGUCAGUUCGAAGCCUGCAAAAACAGAAAAGCAGUGAAACAGGCUGUUGUGUUUGGUUACAUACUUGAAUUAAAGUUUCCUGUGGUGGGAACUCUUCUUAUAUGACACUGACAUAAUCUACACAUUCCAGCCUGUCAAGUCAUCGUAUAUAAAAGCUGCUCGUCUUCUUUCGUUCAGGAUUUAAGCAUCUCAACUGCAAAGAUGGCAUUUGCUGUUCACUUGUUGUUCCUCCUUUGUGGCAUCAAUGGACUAUUGACUGGAGUUUGGUCUUUUCCUGUACACCAUUGGAAAAACAUUAACUGUCCUAGCGCAGACUGGGUUCAGGUGGACUGUUAUUGUUUCCUCUACCAAGACACCGCAGCGAAUUUUGCAGAUGCAGAGGCUGCUUGCAUUGAUUUAGAUGCUAACCUUGCCUCUAUCCGCAACAAUGCGGAAAAUGCGAUCAUUCGUCAACUGCUUGUCAGUGAUACUGCAAUGAAAGCCUGGAUUGGACUCCAUGAUGCAAUUCAGGAUGGUGACUUUAUAUGGACUGAUGGCUCAUUUGAUAAUUUCCGGAAUUUUGAUUCCAUGAAUUCGGAGCCUAAUGACACUGGUGAUUGUGUAGAAAUAAACGAUGACGGACUUUGGCAGGAUGAAAACUGUACAACCCAUAACACAUAUGUUUGCCUCCAAAAUUUGUGCAAUGGCGGGAAUCGUGACAAUCCAGACAAUUGUUCUGAGGGAACAACAACGUGGUAGAUUGGAUCGAGCACUCAGUGCUCGACUGUGUUGGUCUGUCUGUAUUGGAGAUGCAGGGAUAGUGUGGUGGGGUCUGUGAGGAGUCGUGAUGGAGCACCCAGUAAAGAUCGGCUCGUACUGCA